This is a messenger RNA of Egretta garzetta (little egret), 1065 nucleotides long. It is a transcript of the gene WNT8A, whose product is annotated as Wnt family member 8A. Lineage: Eukaryota; Metazoa; Chordata; Aves; Pelecaniformes; Ardeidae. Gene Ontology annotation, cellular component: extracellular region. The coding region runs from base 1 to 1065 and encodes 354 amino acids. The transcript is spliced from 6 exons. Gene Ontology annotation, biological process: neuron differentiation; canonical Wnt signaling pathway; cell fate commitment. Gene Ontology annotation, molecular function: cytokine activity; frizzled binding. The record is from RefSeq and is a predicted model, not a curated record.
AUGAAGAGAGGCACCUUCCUCAUCCUCUCCAUCGCGGGGGUCUAUGGCGCCGUCCUCCACGCAGCAGCAUGGUCUGUGAAUAACUUUCUGAUGACAGGACCCAAGGCUUACCUGACGUACUCCAGCAGCGUGGCGGCCGGGGCGCACAGCGGGAUGGAGGAGUGCAAGUUCCAGUUUGGGUGGGAGCGCUGGAACUGCCCCGAGAGCGCCCUGCAGCUCUCCACCCACAACCGGCUCCGCAGCGCUACCCGGGAAACAUCCUUCGUGCACGCCAUCAGCUCGGCCGGCGUCAUGUACACCCUCACCAGGAACUGCAGCAUGGGAGACUUCGAGAGCUGCGGCUGCGAUGACUCCAGGAACGGCCGCGUCGGAGGCCGAGGCUGGGUCUGGGGAGGAUGCAGCGACAACGUGGAGUUUGGGGAGAGGGUUUCCAAGCUCUUUGUGGAUGCUUUGGAAACGGGACACGACACCCGGGCGCUGAUCAACCUGCACAACAAUGAAGUCGGCAGACUGAAAGCAGCAAUGAGGGGAGCCUGCAAGUGCCAAGGGGUGUCAGGCAGCUGCAGCAUCCAGACCUGCUGGCUCCAGCUCGCCGACUUCCGGGAGAUCGGGAACUACCUGAAGAUAAAAUACGACCAAGCCCACAAGCUGGAGAUGGACAAGAGGCGGAUGAGAGCUGGCAACAGUGCCGACAGCCGCGGGGCCACGGCGGAGACCUUCCACCACGUCCACCCCACAGAGCUCGUCUUCCUGGAGGACUCUCCCGACUACUGCACGAGGAACGCCAGCCUGGGCCACCACGGCACCGAGGGCCGCGAGUGCCUCCAGACCGGCAAGAACCUCUCGCAGUGGGAGAGGAGGAGCUGCCGGCGGCUGUGCACCGAGUGCGGCCUCCGCGUGGAGGAGAGGAGGACGGAGGUGGUGGCCAGCUGCAACUGCAAGUUCCACUGGUGCUGCACGGUGCGGUGCGAGCAGUGCCGGCAGCUGGUGGGCAAGCACUUCUGUGGCCGGCGCCUGGGGUGGGAGGGAGCGUCCCCGGGGAGCUGCGGGGCCCGGGGGGGCUGA